UUUUAAAUAGCAUGCUUUUAUGAAUUCCAAUAGAACGGCACAGUGUGAUAUAAUAAUCAUAUUAUAUUGAAUGUUAUAAAUAUUCUAUAAAUAAAUUCUAUAAUUGAAGAUGAAAAUGCACGAUGAAAAUUCCGGGCCUAAAUUUACUGCCAUGAAAAGGGGUGAACAAAUUAAAAGAUGGGAAGAUUCAGACAUUAACAAAGAGUCAUCCCAAAGCCGGCAAGCAAAUAAAAUAAGGUUUUUAGAUUCCACAAUAUUCUUAGCAGCUUGCUCAGCAGGAGAUGUAGAAGAAGUUAAAAAAUUACUUAAACGAGGAGUUGACAUAAAUACACCUAACAUUGAUGGCUUAACUGCUUUGCAUCAGGCUUGCAUAGAUGAUAAUAUACUUAUGGUAGAAUUCCUAAUCAAACAUGGCGCAAACAUUAACCAAGGUGACAAUGAGGGCUGGACACCACUGCACGCUGCAUCUUCGUGUGGCUUUUUGGAAAUAGUACAAUAUUUGGUAAAAUGCGGGGCCAAUAUCGCAGCUGUUAAUAGCGACGGGGAGUUACCUAUCGAUAUAACUGAAUCCCUCGAAAUCGAAAAAUUUUUACAAUCCGAAAUCGACAGGAAAGGCAUAGUGAUGAACGAAGCCCGUAACGAGGAGAUUAACAAAAUGACUCGAGACGCUAAACUUUGGAUCAGGACCAACGUUAUAAGAGACCGCCCUCACCCCAAGACCGGGGCCACUGCACUUCACGUGGCUUCCGCCAAGGGCUAUACCAGCGUUAUCGAAUUGCUCUUGGAAGCCGGCGUCAAUAUAGACGCUCGCGAUUACGACGGAUGGACUCCUCUUCAUGCGGCCUGUCAUUGGAAUCAAAAGGAGGCUGUUAGAACGUUGUUAAACCACGGGGCAGAUCCCGGGCUCAAAGAUAAUUCUUCCUUAAUACCUGCUGAAGUCGGUGACAACGCUAUGGCUCGUUACAUGGACGAUAUCAAAAAUGAAAACAAACUAUGCAAAGAAAAAAUGACAACAAUUUUAGCACCCACGAAAACGACCGUCAAUAUUACUCACAAUAUUCCCAUUAAAAGCAAACAAGCGCAACCCCUCGGUGCCGAGAGCGAAACUCAUUCCACAACCGUGUCUCGGAUGAGCGGAGUCGAAAAACUUCGAUUGAAUACCGAAGAUCACGCUAGCGAACGUAACAUAAAUCUAUCGGGCGGAGCCAACAAUAAGAAAUUUAAAGCGGAAGUACCUCACGAAGAGGAAACAGCUUCUUCCUCGUCAGCAUCUUCGUCAUCCUUAACUACCUCAUCGUCAUCAAUCGAGUCUGGAAAAAUAGCGGCGGGCGUCAAGAAAUUAAGCCAAACAAAUAUCGCGGCAAAAGACGUAGAAAAACCCGAAGUGGCGAAGGUUAAAUACAGCAUAACUGCUAAAACUACACCACAACCCACUGUACACGCCACGGAAGAAAAAAUUACAAUUACGAAGCCUAAAAUGCUCACCACCAUCAACAAAAAAGAAAUCGGCAAACCUAUCGCCAAUAAAGAAACAUCGGAUUCAGGCUCAGAAUCUGAGGAUUCUAGUGAGGCCUCUACUUCCAACACCAGCUCUACGUCCUCGUCCCACCAUUCCGACGACCACCUCAAAAAGGGAGAAAAUAAGCUGAACAAUGCAGUAAAAUUAGCGGAUAGUAGGAUUGGAGUGGGAAAUACUAAGGAGAAAUCAACCGUAACCUUUACAGGAACAAGCCCUGUAACUCAGCACCAAAAACCAAGCUCAUUUGUAACUCCUCUACAGACUCCGGCCAACACCGUCAAACCUCAACAACAUACAUUUACUCCUAUGAACACCCGACUUUCUAUAUCUUCGUCUAGUAGUAGUAGCUCGUCUACUCACAACAACACAAUGUUAGGCGGAUUACUCACCAAGUAUUCCCAACCUUCCAUUAUUCCUAAUAUGGGCAAUCAAAACCCGAACAAAAGGACUUUGUACAGAUUCGUGGGCGAUGACAACAGUCCCAAUCAAAGCGAAAGCACUAUAAAUUCGUUUAAGCGUAGCAAUCUAGUAUUGAAUAAAGGCUUCACCACGAAUAAUAAUAAUUCGACGCAAUGCAACAACGGUGACGAGAGCUCUAGCCCUUCAAGCCCCGAAAAGGCAUUUAAGUUCUCGUUUCCGUCCCGCCAAACACUACCCUUCUCCGGAUUUAAACACUCUAACAAUGGAAUAAUAGAAGGAGAAAAACCGUUGAAUGGUCAUCUUACUGAUCAAUUUAGGACGAAUGUCCUAGACGUUGGCCACCGCCCCCUUAACAGACCUACUUCUCUGAACCUCGUUAAAGAAGACAUUACCAUUAAUGAUAAUAAUAUCGGUGGUAAUAUUAAUACUGAUAAUCUCAACAAUCUUAAUUCCAGCGUAAGCCCCAAACUACUCGCGAAAACCUUUUAUUUUCCCGACAUCGCCAAUCCCAAAAACCCUUCCCAUAAUCCUAAUUCUUUGGACUCUAAUAGAUCAAACGAGCCAAAUGAUUCUCUAAACUCUCAAUCCCAAUACCUCACAAUUUCUUGCGUCUCGCCCACUUCCCCCAAUAAUAAUAGCACGGUCUCCCAUUUCACUGCCUUGCUCAAGAAAUAUCAACAAAAUUGCCACACAAAUCCUCUAGGUAGUGUCGGCAACCAACUUAACAAUAAAAUGGUCAACGUUAUCCCAUGUAACACCAAUGGUAAUGCCAAUCAACAAUCCACCAUCUUUAAUGGUUCCAACCUUAACUCCGGUGGAACAUUAUCGAAUAACGGAGAUAGCGUUCAAUUGAAUCAAAUCAUCAACAAACUCAAUCCUCAUUACUAUUUCCCGUUUUAUGCUUUGCCCCAUGGCGACAGGAGAACACCAUCUUCAGCUAACAUAGGUCUACAGCAAUCGUCAUUGGCUUCGUCAGCAUCUUCGGUCCUUUCCGACCAGGUUUCUUCUCAGAGAGAGGUUGCCUCCGAGGCUCAAAGAAAGGCUAGAUCUAAACGGGCCCGAGAAUCUAGAAGAUCUACCCAAGGUGUCAGUGCCGAAGAUAUUAAAGCAGCCGAAAAGCAGUUAGAAGAAAUCGAUAUAAGAUCGAAUUCUCCCGGUAACGAAAAACAAAUUACAACCUCGAAAAUAACCAAAGACGAACCUUCACAAAAACUUCCGACUUCUUCCUCCUCCUCGAUAUUAAACAUCGCUCAAAAAAUGGAAGAAAAAACUGCCAGAGUAUUUCCCUUACUCAAAAACAAUGAAAGCAAUAUUAGCAACGACACCAAUACGAGCAGUAGUCAAAGUAAUGGUGGAUCCAAUAGUUCUACGAACAGAAGGCCCGUUAAAGAUUACGAGGAAAGACGAAAAAUUUUGGAGGAGCAAAGGCAGAAGGCUCUCGAGGAACGCAAAGCUGGAACAACGGCUAACAAAAUGGAAUUAUCUGGUAAGCCUCCUCAAGUCUUCCCCACCAAUGCAACCUCCAAUAGUAUUCCUCCUACCCUUGAAAGCAAACGUCACCUUAGGGAAAAGAGAAGGAGUACCGGCAUAUGUAGCUUUAACGUCGAAAAACAAUCCGAUCAACUGCCCGGAGAUAAUUCUAGGGACACCAAAGUGCAUGAGGAUUAUUCUAAAGAAGAGACAAAUCCAGCAAAUUAUGAAGAAUCUCAUUCCGCCAAUUAUCAUUCGCGUAAUCGCGUAGUUUCUUCGACCACGGCCAAAACAUCUACCGCUUCAAAUAUUAACGAUAAUACUGCGACCAUUGAUUACAAAAAGUUAUACGAUGAAACGAGGCUAGAAAACGUUAAACUUAAAUCGAAAAUAAAGGAUUUAGAAAAAGAGCUGCAAACCUCCAAGGGUGAUCGUAAAAUUUUGGCUGAAAUCAAACCAUCGAGUGAUUAUAACAGUGACAAUUCUUCUCAGUCUACCCUCUCGCGAAAAGAAAAACGAAAUUUGGAAAUCAAGAUUAGCGAACUGGAAGAAGAACUCAAGAAAAUGGAAUCGUUGAAAGAAGUAAAUCAAAGACUUAAACACGAAAACGGCGCUCUUAUCAGAGUGAUUAGCAAAUUAUCUAAAUGAUUCGUGCACCAUUUGAAAAAAAAAAUGAUAUCAUAAAUUACCACCACCUAAACCCCGACGUCGCAAUCAAUAUUAUAAUAAAUAAAACCAAAGAAAUUUUUUUUUGAAGAUAUUUAUAAACUUACUUAUUGCAAAUAUAUUAUAUAAUAUAUAUAUCAAGAAAAUCUCUUUUUUUAAUCUAUCUAUAGCCCGGCUUCGCAUUCGUUUUAUCACUAUGCGAUAAUUGUACAUAUUAUUUCGGGUUUAAAGUACGAACUCGCAUAUUUUUUUUUUUAAAAUAUUUUAAUUUAUACAAAUUUAUUUUCUUUUUGGAUAGUUUUUUUUUACCCCUUGAAAAAUAAUAUAUUCUAAUAAAUGUUUGAUAUAAUAUAAUGAUUACCUUUAUCGGUAUACUAUAUUUAUAAUGUCAUCAUUUCUUUCUUUUUUUUAAAAAAAAAACU
This is a messenger RNA of Gordionus sp. m RMFG-2023, 4497 nucleotides long. RefSeq names its product protein phosphatase 1 regulatory subunit 12A-like. The record is from RefSeq and is a predicted model, not a curated record. The coding region runs from base 110 to 4057 and encodes 1315 amino acids. The transcript has 24 exons. Gene Ontology annotation, cellular component: cytoplasm. NCBI's taxonomy places the organism in Eukaryota, Metazoa, Nematomorpha, Gordioida, Chordodea, Parachordodidae. Gene Ontology annotation, molecular function: protein kinase binding; phosphatase regulator activity; enzyme inhibitor activity.